AUGUGGGGUAAUGGCAAGUACGGAUUCUCGUACCAAUAUACUUUCGCUUGGAAAGCGAGUGCGGGCGGCAUCGACCCUGGAGCUAUUUGUGCUGGCGCGUUGGCUGGAGCACGGUUGUGCUCAUGCUCGUUAUCGUCAAGUAAUUCCCGAAAUGAGAGUGGAAGCGAGGGAGGGGUAAGCGGAGCAAAGAGGCCCGAUUAA
This is a messenger RNA of Pyrenophora tritici-repentis Pt-1C-BFP, 201 nucleotides long. The record is from RefSeq and is a predicted model, not a curated record. NCBI's taxonomy places the organism in Eukaryota, Fungi, Ascomycota, Dothideomycetes, Pleosporales, Pleosporaceae.